This is a messenger RNA of Caenorhabditis briggsae, 867 nucleotides long. The coding region runs from base 1 to 867 and encodes 288 amino acids. The transcript has 3 exons. The record is from RefSeq and is a predicted model, not a curated record. Lineage: Eukaryota; Metazoa; Nematoda; Chromadorea; Rhabditida; Rhabditidae.
AUGACAAAAUGCAAUUAUCUAUCUGGAAGUUGUCAAAUAAAAUCAAAUGAAAUGAUGAUUUGGGAUGUAAAUAAAGACCAAAAUUAUAAUCAAUUACGACAUACUACAGAAGCUUUAUGUACAAUUUUCAAUGAUCACAGCGAUAUUUUAGAAAUGUUAAUAAAAGAAAACCCAAGAAAAUUUAUGCAAAAAGCACUUAAUUAUUCUGCGAUAAAAGUGAAAUUAAUUCCAAAUGCUGAUGUUCUCCAAGUAAAGUUUUGUAAAGAAAUUGAAGCAAAUAUGAUAGAAUAUGUUGAUUUAUCUCAUUUUGACGGAUACAAGCUUAGCUUGGCGUUAACAAAAGGACAAAUUCCAAUAAGAAUAAAAAAAUAUGGAGAUAAGAUUUGGUAUUACAAAAAUGAUAUUAUUUCAAAUAAACUUCAAUUAAGUGAUCAAAAUAUUAACCAAAUUAAAGGAGAUAAAAACAUAACAACACUUAAAAAUAUUAAACACUAUAAUUUGAAGUUUUUGAAUAAGAAAGUAAUUUUUAAAGAACAUAUUCUACUAGGUACAAAAACUAAUAUUGAAGAAGAAUUAAUCAAUGAAACGCGUCAAAAAGCAGAAGUUGGAUUAGAAUUAAAAGAACAUGAACAAACAUCAAUGAUUCCACAUGAAAUUAUGUCAGAAGUUGAGGACUUUUUUGGAGGAUAUUAUAUUUGGAUAUGGAGAAUUUAUGUUUCAAUAGUUGGUCAAAAUAAAAGUAAAAUGAAAAAAGUUUCACUUUCCGAUGUAGCAAUUGAACUUUUUCCACUUAAUCAAAGAAAUAACCUCUUAGAGUCUAGUUCUAGGGGAAUCACAACAUCUAGGCAUUCUAUUGUAGUAGACUAA